Perognathus longimembris pacificus (Pacific pocket mouse) is the source of this 705-nucleotide messenger RNA. Its product is annotated as adenylate kinase isoenzyme 6-like. Bases 1 to 705 code for a protein of 234 amino acids. Gene Ontology annotation, molecular function: ATP hydrolysis activity; ATP binding; AMP kinase activity. The transcript has 4 exons. The record is from RefSeq and is a predicted model, not a curated record. Lineage: Eukaryota; Metazoa; Chordata; Mammalia; Rodentia; Heteromyidae. Gene Ontology annotation, cellular component: nucleus; cytoplasm.
AUGGUGGAAAACAGAACUUCUGGAGAUGAUCACUUAACUCCAGGGGAUGGUCUGUUCCUGUUCCAAGAGAAAGAGGCAUGUGUGGGGAGGGAGGAGCAGUGCGAGCGGUACCUGCCAUUUGGAAGGUUCAUGAACAGCCCAGAAGAAGAAACUCUUAGCCUCCUGAGUACACCAGGGGUUGGAAAAACCACACUAGGCAAAGAACUUGCCUCAAGAUCAGGACUGAAGUAUAUUAGUGUGGGUGAUUUAGCUCGAGAAGGGGAGUUAUACGAUGGCUAUGAUGAAGAGUAUGAUUGUCCCAUUUUAGAUGAAGAUAGAGUAGUGGAUGAAUUAGAAAAUGAGAUGAGAGAUGGUGGUGUUAUUGUUGAUUACCAUGGCUGUGAUUUCUUCCCUGAACGCUGGUUUCAUAUAGUUUUUCUGUUGAGAACAGAUAACAGCAUUUUGUACAAAAGACUUGAAACAAGGGGUUAUAAUGAGAAGAAACUGAGAGACAAUAUUCAGUGUGAAAUUUUUCAAGUUCUUUAUGAAGAAGCCACAGCAUCCUACAAAGAAGAAAUUGUGCAUCAGCUGCCCAGCAAUAACCCAGAAGAGCUUGAGGAUAAUAUAAAUAAGAUUUUGAAAUGGAUUCAGCAAUGGAUAAAAGAUAACUCUUUUUUUUUUGGAAACGUUUUCAAAUUCCCUCCUCAGAAAGGAAAAAUUUCAUAA